Adineta ricciae is the source of this 693-nucleotide messenger RNA. NCBI's taxonomy places the organism in Eukaryota, Metazoa, Rotifera, Eurotatoria, Adinetida, Adinetidae. The record is from the annotation of a GenBank genome assembly.
AUGUUGCGAGUUUUAUCCGUUAUCGUCUGUUGUUUGAUUAUUUCAUCUCACACAUUUCAAUGUCACUACAGACACACGAAACGCGCCGAACUAGAAGGUAUUCAGAAGUGGCCCGAUAACACAGUCUUUUAUGAAAUUGAUGAUAUCUAUCCACCCAGUGAAAAGCAACUGAUCGUGGACAGUCUCGCGGAGCUCACUACAAAAACAGGCAACUGCGUUCGUUUUGUUCCUCGGACCAAUCAACCAGAUUAUGUGCGUGUUCUCAAUAAAGAUGGAUGUUGGUCUGGCGUUGGAAAAUCAUGGCGCGGUGGUCUUCAAGAGCUCUCGCUUGAUCGCAGUGGUUGUAUGACAAAAGACACAAUCAUUCACGAGUUUCUUCAUUCACUCGGUUUCAAUCAUGAACAAACACGUCCCGACAGAGAUCAAUAUAUUAAAGUCUUGUAUGAAAACAUCGAACCAGAAAACAAACAUAAUUUCGAUAAAAAUCAAGCAGCUGCUUUUCAGAGUGUUGGAUUACCUUAUGAUUUUAAUUCAAUCAUGCACUAUACUUACAAUAGCUUCAGUACGAAUGGUUUACCAGUAAUGGUAACUGCGGAUGGAGCUUCAAAAGAUUGGCGAUACACGAUGGGAACAGGAAACGUGUUGACCGAGUCGGACAUCUACAAAGUGAAGAAAAUAUACGGUUGUGCUUAA